Molecule: messenger RNA, 495 nt
Organism: Pseudocercospora fijiensis CIRAD86
Lineage: Eukaryota; Fungi; Ascomycota; Dothideomycetes; Mycosphaerellales; Mycosphaerellaceae
Exons: 7
Coding region: 1-495 (164 amino acids)
Source: RefSeq, a predicted model, not a curated record
AUGCGAAUGGUCAUCCUGGCAGCACUAAGCAUUGUCUCUGAUGAUGGACCCGGAAGUAACGACAAUGUACUGGUGGAAGAACUCCUCACGCAGAAUUCAUGCGCCGCGCUGACUUCAGCUAUGCGCAUGCGAAAAGACACAACAGUCAUCGAAAUGAGAAACGGCACUCCUACAGAACAGCCUCGCGAUAUCUACCACAUGAAUCGGACAUUAACAUCCCAUGACGGGAGCACGAGCCCGCUUCGCUCUCUUGACCGCGCGCACAAUGGCGGAGAUCUGACCAUGCUCAAUGCUCCCACCAGCUUUAUUUUAACUCAUAGUCGUGAUCCUGACUGCAAUGUAUCAACUUUUUCUAAGAGGGGAUCAUUCGAAAAGUGUCAAGAAUGUGGAACAUUGAACCGCUUACACCUGUCUCUCUCUCUCUCACUCUCAUACAACCUCCGGAAGCGCAAUGGAACCAAUAGUGAAUUCGGAGUGCCUCGCUCCAUUUCCUAA